This is a messenger RNA of Saccostrea cuccullata (small rock oyster), 1090 nucleotides long. Its product is annotated as ryncolin-1-like. The record is from RefSeq and is a predicted model, not a curated record. Bases 20 to 790 code for a protein of 256 amino acids. NCBI's taxonomy places the organism in Eukaryota, Metazoa, Mollusca, Bivalvia, Ostreida, Ostreidae. The transcript is spliced from 6 exons.
UUUUUUUUAAGACUCUAGCAUGUCUCCUUUGCACCUCAUCGCGAGCUUGUUCAUUUUGUCCUUCGUGGAUUCCAGGGUUCCUCGGACUCAUUUCUUGAUUAAAGGUCAUGUAAAAGAAUCUUUGAGAAAACUUCCUUGGAAAUGGCGCCAUGAGAAAACAUCAUAUAAAGUGAAAACUCCGCUUACAAUCGGGGUUGACGUUGUGUCCAGUUACAAAUUAAGGGCAGACUCAGUUGAAAUCGAAGGGAUCUUUAACACUAGCCACUUUCAAUUCCGUGAUUGUGCUGCUAUUAUGAAGAGAACUCCAGAAGUGCAAGGAAAAGAUGGAGUGUAUACUAUAUACCCUGACGGCAGGACAGAGAAGCGAGUAUUCUGUGACAAGACGACAGAAGGAGGAGGCUGGACGGUCAUUCAACGACGAAAAUACGGCAUCACUGAUUUUUAUCGAUCGUGGGCGGAAUACAAGAGAGGAUUCGGAGGAGCAAAAACAGAUUACUGGUUAGGAAAUGACGCAAUUCACUCACUGACGUCACUAGCAGCAGAGGAACUACGUAUAGACCUUGUAGACUUUUCAGGUUCUAAAGCAUUUGCUAGAUAUUCUAAGUUUGUAAUUGCCAGUGAGAAGGAUAAAUUCAAACUGUCAGUAGGUGGAUACAGUGGCAAUGCAGGGGACGGUUUAAAAUAUCACAACGGCUAUACCUUUUCUACGAAAGACAAAUAUGCAAAAGAAAAUUGUGCUAAAGGUUUCGAGGAGCAUGGUGGUAUGACAAUUGUUACUAUUCAAAUUUAAACGGACCAUUUCGCACAUCCGCUUUGAAAACUUUUGAGGCCAUAGUAUGGAGAUCUUGGAGAGAUAAAACAGCCCUUAAAUCAACAAGGAUGAUGAUUCGUCCAAAGAAAUAAAUUGUCAAAGCAGCUGAUUGAAAGCCUCGGAGAACAGAAAUAAAGAUUAAAAAUCAAAGUGAGACAUUUAUUUAUUGCAAUUUAUUUUAGAAUCUGAAGUGAAAAACUGAAAACUGAAAAUGGUUUUUAAUACUAGAAAGAUAUUUAUCAAUCCCAUCCAAUUACAACCCUCAGUGGUCAAGUGACA